GGUCAAUCAUGAUAUCUUGCCCAGACUUGCCCAGAACAUGACCACACAACCAAUGUGGAAAGAAGGAGAAAUGUUUUGUUUCUUUAUUGUAUAAAAAUGCAAAACCUUCUUCAUUCAAUUAAAAAGGACCCAGAAGGCAGUGCAGGAAGUUUGGUAGCACCAUUAGGAAAGUUGUAAAGAUAGCAGAAACAGUCAGUAUUGUGUAUAUAGAUUUAAAAUUUGAAUGUUCAAAUUUAUAAUUUGAAGCUUAUAAAUUUUAUAGAGGUUUUUUAGGAUUGUGUGAUGUUAUAAUGCAGAUGAUGAUGAUGUGAUAACAUUGAUUCAUAUUAAAUUUUGAAAUAAAAAAUGUGGCAUUAUUUUUUUUUACCAUUGGCAAUUGGUUUGAAAAACACAAAAAUUACUAUGUUAGAAAUACUUAAAGAUGUCAAUUAUAUUUAUAUUAGCAAUAAUGUCAGUUAUUGAGAUAUUGGAAACCAGCAAACUCCAAUUAAACUACAUUUCUAUUCCACCUAGCUUAGGGAUAAAUUAUUGCCAAAGAUGUCAAAAAUAUUUACCAUGUAAUAUACUUACUGUUUUGUGUGUACUAUUGAGUAGAAACUGAGUAAGGUGUUAUGGGCAAUGGUUAUUUAAUUAAAAUAUGAUAAUUCAGUGAACAGAAAUAGCGAUAUGAAAAAAAAAACAGGUUGCCACUUUGAUAAAAUUAAAACCCCCUUCUCUAACCAGUAAGAAUUAUAUUUAUCUUUUGUGAAUCAGCCCCUACAAGGGACUACUUUGCAUAUUUCCUUAAUUUGGUCAGAAAUGGUGUUAAUAUUUAUAUAUAUUUAUUGAGUAUUUUUCUCGUCAAAACCAUUAUUGCACUUGUUUCAUUUCCAAAUGACGUUGCAGUUGAUUUUUUUAAAUUUAUAUUCAUAAAUACAGACACAACAGAUAAUCAUUGAAAACUAUUAUAGAUCAUUCCAAAAACUUUUUUGACUCCCUUCACAAAGCGGUUCCAUAAAUAAACAAUAUUGUCAUGAUUGAUUCGGCAGGCCUUUUUCCUGAGAGUGAGACCAGUUUGGAAAAAAUUUAGGGGUGACAACAAGCUAUAUAGAUAAAUAUGGUAUAUUUUGCAUCAGAGCAAUUUAAAAUUUCAAAGGUCCAAAUUAUAUAGACAAAGUAAUCCCAAUACAAACCCAUUUUUAUGCCCAACCCUGUAUGAUAUUUUAGGAUGAGAGGUAUCGACAAAAUAUAUGAUGACUUUCCUAUUUCAAACCACCAGGUACAGGUGGAACAUCUUGAAUAUUGCUAUAAUGACCCAAUAGUUCCCCAGAAACUAAAUUGCAAAAAAUUCAUGACCUUUGGUAAUUUUCAUACAAUUUACCGGUAGUUAUCAUUUGAUAUGGAAGUCACUCAAAAUCUAUGAAAAAUGCACAAUAUGUCAGCAAUUUAUAUCAACUGCAUAUAUUUACAACGAAAAAGGUAGAUCGUACUAAAAGCUAUAGAGAAGAGCACAAGUGAGGUAUUUCCAUUCUAAUCAAACUUUUAAACCAUCUUGUCAUUUCAGUGCUAGAAUGAGGCAAACAGUAAGAAAUUCUUGUAGAGGUCAGUCAGUUGCUUAAUGAUAUAUAUCUGACUUUUAUGUUUAAAGGAUAAAUUAUGUUUGAAUUGUUAUGAACAAAACUUUAAUUAUGAAUACAUUUUAUAUGCUAGGCUAACAACAUCGCAACACAUCAAAUAAUAAAUAAACAAACUGUUUAAAGAUGGCUAUUACCCAAAUACUGUAUUCAAUUCAAUGCAAUUAUAUUAAUACAAAAAUGACAAUAAAUGAGCUAACAAUUUUUAGAUAUUGUUAUUUAUGGUCCUGUGUUCAAUCUCAUUUUUAGUGUUUAUAUACUUAUAAUACUCAUACACACCCAAAAGUUCGCAGAUAAUACUGGAAAAAAGCUUGAUACAAGUAUUACUGUAUUAGACUACAACAUAAGUGUGAAGGUUAUAAAAUGUCAGGUUAAAUGUAGUUUAAUUCAAGAACUCGUGAUUAAAUAUGAUAAAAAUAGCCAAUGAAUAAUAUACAUGACAUAAGCCAACGAUCUUAAUCCAGUAUUUGGGCUGGGCGAACUAUUCACCUAUAACAGUAUAACUAAGUUUUUUUUCACGUGUACAAGCAUAAUACCGUACGCACCAAUUCAGUACAGCAGUACCGAUGAUUAUAUCCAGUCUAGCUGCUGGGCUGUGUAAACAGGUAUCGGCAUAUUUACCUUGUAAAAUCCAUUCUGCGCAGUUCCAACAUUCACGGCUAAAACUGAAACUUAUUUAAAAGGUACUCAACUUUCAUGGUCAAAAUACAAUAACUAAAAAUACCAAAACACAUGUGGAAUACUAAUUAAUACUUGUACUUCUUCAGCACACUCACAAUACCACGAAAACUACAAAAACUUUCCCCAGCGCCAGGUAAAAGACAGCGCCGACAGAAAGCAAUCGAAAGCCGGUCGCGUCACGGCGUGGUUAUGGUCUAUCCUCCAUUCUCUUUGAAUCGUGGUGUGCAGUCUAGCGUAUCUCGAAACUGAAGUGAAACAAAGAUGCCUUUUUCAUAAACAACAAAUCACAGAUAUCUCGAUUUCAAGUCGAUUCUUUUCAUCUCAUCUGAGGUAUUGGUACAAUAAAAAAUAAAAAUACGUAGAUGACGACAAAUGAUCUCACUCGAAAAAAGUCCCCUGAAAUGGCCCAGACUAUAUUUUGAAACAAAUAUAAAAACGACGGACAUUACCUUUUGCAGAAUAGUUAACAGUGAUCGUCCUAAAACACAGGUCCUGCUACAAGCGGUUUGGGAUAUACAGAAAUUUGUUUAACUGAACUGAGAACAUACUUAUAACAGAAAAGAUGACUAACUGUGAAAUAGCGAUGAUAUGUGUUUUGAUGUACCUACUCUUGGGAACUUCAACUGCCAAACCGUCAAGUCCAUCUGUUUUGUCGUGUAAAAAUAAUUUAUGCUAUCGAGGAGAUCAAAGAUUUUCCUGCCGAAAACAAGGACUGCUUUGUUGUGACGGGCCCAAUCCAGGAACCUUCCAAGUACUUUCUAUGAGGGACGGCUUCGAAUGUUGUCAAGGUUCUGGACGAAUGUACAACAUUCUUGAUCAAAUUUGUGUUCACGGUGCAAUACGAGCGCGAGCACCAGAAGAAUUAAAUUGCGGUAAGAACGUUUACAACACAACAUCACAAGUUUGUUGCAACGGAAACAUACAUAACAAGCACCCAGGUGGUGAAUGUUGCUUAGGAGAAUAUCUGACUGGGCCAGAUGAUUCUUGUUGUUCGGGGGUCAAAUAUAAAAAGUCAGAACAAACGUGCUGUCUUCAGACACACAACGACCCGCGUAGAAGAAGACAAAACUUGACGGCAUUACCGUACGGAAGGUGUUGCUUAGAUGUCCCAUACGACCCCCUGAAGCAAUCUUGUGACCAUACAGAACACGGUGCUCUACGAGUCAAUAACAAAACUAGUCCCGGUAUCAAAUCCUGCGGUAGUUCAAGAAAAGCUCCACUCUACGAUCCAAAGACGCAUGGUUGUUGCAUGGGGCCUCGACCACAAGUAUAUGACAUGUUUUCGUUUCUGUGUGCCAGCGGCAAGUUAUAUCAAAAAACAGAUCCGAAUCAAAAUGAUAUAUGUUUCCAUGCAGGGUCAGGAGGUGUUUCAGUAACCCCUUACACAAGAGAUGACAAAACGGUGUGCGUAAAUGGAGGAGUUUACAAUCUCGGUCCUCAAGAAGCGAUGUGCGGUUCCAGUAAAAUCUACAAUACAUCAGCUGAUUUGUGCUGCGGUUACAAAUUUUAUAAAGGUCUGAAACUAUUGGGAAACACCUGCUGCGACUCUGGAACCAACUAUUAUGACCCAGACACACAGAUUUGCUGCGUUAAUGAAGUCUCAGCUGCCGUUUCGUACAACAGUGGAGCAAGAUGCUGUCGGAAAAAACCUUACUAUCCAGAAACUCAUGAUUGUAACGGAGAUUCAGUGGAAAAAAUUCAAUGUCCUUUAUUCGAACAAAAAUGCACAAUCACGGCAGAAAAAAUCCAAGCUAUACGCGGAAAAGUUUAUGUGUACGUCGCAACUGUUGAAGAAAUAAUUCCACCAUCAAAACGAAAGACACAAAGGCAAUGGAAGUUGGGAAACAUGAAAUUAAUCAAGUCAAAACGAGGACAAAUAUCACUAAAACGCGUCAGAGGAAAAUCCCCUGUGACCCUCAAAUCCCGUAACUGCGACUGCGCCGAAUACGUCGAGGAAAACACAAGAUAUAUUUUUGUAACUCGCUCACCAGUGAGAAGUAAAAAACUUUCUAUUAAAAGUGACAUUUCGGCGAGUGAUUUUGUAAUUCCCAUUACUAAAAUUGAAGAAAUGGGAUUACUUUUAAAGGGACUUCUUGACGAAGAACGCACGUGACGGCUUAAGUAUCAGUAAAUGAGCGACUGCCGGUUUGUAUUCACGCCGCCGUACUAUGAACCAACAAACACGAAGGGAUGAAUAUAUAAUUCGUGUUAAUAUGAACAUAGUGAACUUCUGCGAAUACGAUUUGGUGAAUUGCUGUACCUGAGUUCCGCGCAAAGGAUUUCACUGUUGCUUUCCUUCUCAAUCGCCGCUGUAUCUUCAAAAUUAUACCGUCAGCAGUGUGCUUGAUAUUGAUCUCAAUGACUUUUCUGUGUUAUUUUCUAAAUCUUGAUAAAACCAUAGACCUUUUAUUUAAACUUUAAUUUUUCUACGUAUAUCUGGAUUUAUACAGCAUUUGCUUGAUAUGGUUGUUGCUUCUUGAUCUCUCACUCUUUCUACUAUUAUUUAUUAUUGAUGUUUCUCCCACAAACGGAAUUGAAUGUAAGUAUUUCAUAUGAAAUUAUUUAACUGCGACCAAAUAACGUCAAAUUAUUUGUUUUAAUAACAUAAAACAUACAAAAAAUGCAUGUGAUCAUGAAAUCUGAUUUUCUUGGACUCUGAAGAAUUUUGACCAACGCCAAGCUUUAUUAUUUCGAUUAUAAAACAAAGAGCUUAAAUAAAUUUAAUCAAUUUACUAUCCUGACUAAAAUUUUCCAAUUGGAUGAUUUAUUUCAGUUUGUGUUAAUGCUUUUAUUAUUUUUUCAACUGCCACCCAAUACUUAUUUAUCUAUUAUUAUUAUUAAGUAAUUCUCUUGCUACGUUUGCUAAAAAUAAAUUCUAAUCUUUUCGGUCGGUAUUGUAGGUAAAUUGCCCACUGCCUUGUGUAAGUUAUACACCUGACCGAAAAGACUUGAAAUUUAUUGUUAGCACUAUAUUUAUUUUUACAAAGCUAAAUUAAUAUAUUUCUCAUGUUGCUAAUCCAAAGGUCUAAAGUAGUCGUUCGACCUUGAAGUCGUAAAUUCUCAAAACUGUGAUACAAUAGAAGGAUGGUAUAUCUCAACCAAUAGUAGCUACCAAUACACUCUGAAAAUAUCCGUAAAUUAUUUGGUAUCGUAUGACUGGCCAAUUUUAGAUAGCUUUGGCUAAUUAUUGGCGAUAUGUGAAUCCAUAUGAUAUGCUUUGAUUAGUUCGUGUUUGGGCUAAAUCAGCACCAAAAAAUUAAUUUCUCUGAAUAGAGUUCUCUGUUCCAAAUUUAGAAUCAUCCUAAAUUCAGUUGCUUUGAUCAAAUUUCGACCAAAGAAACUUACGAUUUUAUUUUCGAAAUUUUGAGGCAAAAUUCUCCCAUUAAAAUAUUGUUUUUAAUGAUUCAUUUUUUCUGUCGUCCGUUGUGCUGCUUAAUCAAUAAUUUUUCUAUAUUAUUCAUAUUUUUCAAAUGGUACUUUUUGGUAAUUUUCGCACUUUUGCAUCUAUUUAUUUAUUCAACAAAGUUUUUUACAUGCU
This is a messenger RNA of Styela clava, 5832 nucleotides long. RefSeq lists its product as uncharacterized. NCBI's taxonomy places the organism in Eukaryota, Metazoa, Chordata, Ascidiacea, Stolidobranchia, Styelidae. The record is from RefSeq and is a predicted model, not a curated record.